AUGAUUUCUGGCCUGGCGCUGUGGUUCCUGGAACUGUGCAUGGACGCACAGUAUGCUCGCAACAGUCUCUGGCCCGAGAAUGCGAGUUCUCCAGCGGUCAUGCUGACCUUAACCAGCUUGUGCGCCGCCUUGGACCAGUUGCUGGCGUUCCCAUACUGCCCUCUACCUGAGAUGAUACCCAGACUUGAUGCCUUUGUGAUGGGCUUGGCACCCAUGGCCUGCGAGACCCUAGCGGCAAUGGCUGAGGGCGACGCGACCUUUGACCCGGUGAACAUGCCGAGCCAGCGAGACAUACAACAAGAGAUCGAAGAGAUCAGAGCAGGCCUAGCCAGCUGCGUUCAAGGCAUGAUCUCCUGGCGACUGAACUUACCCCCACACGAUGGAGUGGGGUUUGAUCGCCGGGUCUACUCAGUGAUCCUAUGCAGUGACGAGCUUCUCUACCACGACACGUUCCCAAUGAUUGGGGUGAUUCGGCACGGCCUUGCUGCCAUGUCCACAGCCAUACCAGCCAGUUUGGCACAACGUGCACAGCUCACUGGAUCCGCAGCACUGCAGGGAGAACUGUACCACGCCUUAAGGCAGGCUGGUUCAGAGCCCUUAGCACCCGUUCUGGUGUCCCAUGGCGUUUUGAGAUUUGGUGACCUUGUGGCUGCUGGCGUUCCUCCAUGGCGAUUGGAGGCAACACUGGCAGCGUCUUCCCAGCGGGCGGAAGUCGCUACCGAAGAGGCCCCACAGGUUGGCCGUGUUGACCUACCGACCGUGGUGCCUCAGCGCCGUGCCAACCUUCAAGCUGCGUUGAUGGCCGCAGAGCCCAACAACAGGGUUGCCUCUUUGAAGAAACUCGAAGAUGACAUCCUUGCCAAAUCGACCAACCCAGCCAAUGACGCAAGGCUGAAGACCUACCUGGCAAUUUGCCGGGCAUGGGAAGUGGUGUCCUUCCCGCUGGACACCAACAACAUCAGAUGCUUUGCCGCUUCACUCAAGGCAGGUGGCUACAACAGCUCAGCCAUUUACUUCUCAACAUUGUGCGGAUAUCAACAGCGCACUUUGCGCACACCGAUUUCCCCAUUGGUUCGGCAGACUAUCAAAGAUUGCAUUAGAUCCAUCCAGCGAGGCGCUGGUGUGACGAAACUCAAAGAUGCUUUCAACGGAAUGCUGGUAGGCUCGAUACCCACCUCAGAGACAGUGGAACCCUUCAGCUUGACCAACGCUGCCCACAACCGCGACAUGGUGGUCCUGGGACUCUGGUUCAUGCUGAGGGAAGCCGAGAUGGCCAACGCCAAAGCACUGGACCUACAGCUGACGGGCAGGGAGGUCACGAUCACCAUCCCACUACACAAGACAGAUCAACGAGGCCAGAUGACACAACGCUGUUUGUCAUGCACUUGUGGCGUCCGAGUCCACGGCAUGUGCGUGUGGCACGCUGCGGAGAGACACAUCCUCCGUGUGGAUUCACACCCCCGCAGGGGGACGGGGGCCACCUUCCCAUUGUUUCCAACUGAAGAGGGCUUGACAGCUUCCAAGCAGCGGUUGAUCGAUGCGUUUCGAUGCGUCAUUCGACAAACAGGCACUGAGCUCGAACGGCCGGGCCCCAAUGGAACACCCAUGCAGAGAUUCCAUGGACACUGUUUGCGGGUGUCAGGAGCGCAGAUGCUGACAGCGGCAGGUGUUGAGUUGAGCCUGGUGCAGCUCCUUGGAAGGUGGACCAGCUCAGCCAUACAGCGCUACACGCAGGAUAGCGCCCUGGUGCGAGUCCCACAGAUCCCACAGCAGAUUCUCACACCUGACCAACAACCAGGCACAAUUCAACUGACUAUGGCGGCAUCGGCUUCACAACCCGAGCCAGUAGUCGUCGAAGGCCCAGUGACGACGGCAGCCAGGCCCAAAGCAACAGCCUCAAACGAGAGGGGAUUGCGAGCCGAGCUGGAAAAACUACGUGAGGCCAUCGCCCGUCCUGGCGAAACUUUUGUUUUCCGGCGGGCCCGGAUCUUGCACAGGGCCUCCACAGUGGAGGACCUGGCGAAUGACGCAGCAGCUGGUCCCACACUACAGGAGUACCUGGAAAGCAGGUCCAUCAAGACCUCCGCGACGUUAGCUUUGCUGGCAUCAGAUGAGGAGUCCCUGGACCGCACCCUGGUACAACCGCUAUUCCAGGGAUGGGCCAAAGCUGAUGGGACGACGCUGACAGUCCCCGAGAACGAGAAGCCCAUAGCAAAGGCAAUGCUGCUUCAUAUGUGGCAGUUAGCCCGCCAGGCAUGGAACAAAACAUUGGCGGCCACAACACCUCAGGCACCUAUGAACCCGCCUACCACUCCUGCCACGUCAGCUUCAACUCCGACCUCCAAUGACAAGGUGCCCAAGACCCUGGCCCCCGGGAGGUGGACACAGCUCAUCAAUGCCUAUCAAUCACAACAGAUAGGCGGCAUGGAUCGCAUCUUCCCUGUCCAAGAAUUACUAGGAACAGAACCAGUAUUGGCAAGGAUCCUGCACGAGCACGAAGUGUCCAAGCUGUACAGCCCAGUCUUGCUGGGUGAACUGAUGUCGAUGCGGACCUUCUUGCCUACAGGCGAGCCAAACCCGCUGUCAAAGAAGGACAGAUCUACUCAGAAACUGCAGCUCACUGGUGACACAGGCACCCUUGUCGCCUCAACCGAGGAGCCCUGGCAACCACGGAGCGUCCUGGCGAUUUUGGACGGACUGGAUAGCAUCCGCUGGGCAUAUGUGUUGUGCAACAUCGGAUCAGAACAAGCCAUUCACCAGUUUUUCAACUGGCUGGUCAAGCUGACAAGAAGCAGGCCCCAGAAGACAGACCAAGUCAGCCAAUUCUGGGUGACGAUCUCAUGGAAGCUGGCCAUGGAAAUGAGAGCCGGUAAGACGUUCGAUGAGACAGUGGUCAUCCUGAUGAAAGACUACGACAUCUUCUCAGAGUGCAUGACGAGGGAGCCAAGCACCACGACAACCAAAAGACCACAGACCCCGACCAAGAACACAAAUGAAGCAAAGGGGCAGGGCAAAACAAACACAAAAUCUGGGAAGAACGCCAGAUACCAGCCCUACCAGAGGCAACCACGCCAAUGGAGCUUCCACUAUGACAAGCAGCAGACAUAUGACAAGGCAUCAGACCGGUCCUACUCCCAGCAGGCGGAGUCGAAGGAGGCGCCCCUUUCACCCGGUGCGCAGCAUCAACCUCCAACACCUCACACACCGGUUGGUGAGCUGCAAUUCGAGAAGCUCCAGGAGAAGAUCAUCCUGAUCAGCUGCUUUGACGGGAUUGGCACCGCCGCCUUGGCGUUGAAUGACCUCACAAGUGGCAUCUCCCUCCAUGUGUCUUGGGAAAUUGACCCAGACUGCCUGGCGGUAAUGGCUCUGCGCCAUCCUGAGGCAAUUCAUCGCGGCGAUUUUCUGCAAGACGACCCCAACAUGGUCGCGCAAUUGAUCCGUGAACACGACCCACAAGGUCUGAUGAUUGUUUUGUUUGUGGCCGCACCUCCGUGCCCAGACUUCAGCAAAAUCAGGGACGACGCCCCAGGGUCAGCCGGCCCUGAAGGCCAAAAGUUCACACAGUAUUGUGCCUUCGUCAACAAGAUUGAGGAGCAGAUACCGCACAAGCGGGUGGGCCACUUGGUUGAGAAUGUCCUCAUGGCCAAAGGGGAGGCUGAUCAUUUCAGCAGCCGCCUCGACUGCCAGGCAGUGGCAUGCGACUCAGCCGAUCUUGGUCUGAUCAACCGUCCCAGGCUCUGGUGGAGUCGUAUCAAUUGGUCCAAGAUCAGGUCGAGCCCUUGGACAGGCCACAGACUCAAGUGGGGCAAAGCACAGAAGUUCCACAGAGUCUAUGAUGACGGACCCCGUCAGGAUGCCUCUCAACUUGACCUGGGUGAGUUCAAGCUCCACCACACCGUCGAGAACCAAUCAGCCAGGAUACCAUGCCUGACAACCCCCGCCCCAGACGAGGCUGGGAGGGCAGCACCGAGAAAGCUGCGAGGCAGGAUACCACCGGAGCAAAGAUCACGGUGGAUGCAAGACAACAGAUGCUUUGCCCCAUGGCAAUAUGCAGACCAUGCCAUGGUCUACGGACCUGCUGGUGAACCAACAGUACCCAGUGCAGACAUGAAAGAGCAGUUUCACCAAUUACCAGCACAGUUCACCAAAGCAACAGGUUUGAACCUAGCAUUGGCCCGGGCACAUGGACACCACAUCCUUCAUGCAUACCACCGGCCACAAGCAUGUGGCACCAUUGGGAGUUGGCACAACGAGCCCAACACCAUCUCCAACAAGCUCAGGUCCGAGAUAUUGGAUGAGCUCGAAGAGAUGGUCCUCUCACGGGCAGAAACAACAAUGGCAUGGUGGCAAGAGCUGCCCCCACAUGUGGCACAGGUCUACUAUGACAAAGAACACAGACAGAUCUCACAGAUCCCAGUGUUUCUCGACCUCCUACACCUUGCUGGCAUGCCUGACUUGGCCACCCUGGCAACCGACUUACAGCAGGGCUUCAACAUGUUGGGUGAAAUUCAUGAUGGUGCAGGAUGGCUCCCACGGGCCGAUCAACGAUAUGACUUCCCAAUUUCCAUGGAAACUUUCAGGGAGCACAACAAGAACUACACCAUCAAGAAACUCCAAUCAGGCCGUGUUGAUGACGCGUGGCAAGUGAUGCUCACAGAACUCUUGCAAGAACUUGACAAGGGCCGCAUGGACGGACCAUUCAUUGCUCCGGAGUGGUGGCCGGUACAAGCCAUCUCAAUACCAGGGCGUGAUGCACAACAACUCCCUGAUGGCGCGACGUGCUUUUCAUUUUGCUUCAGCGUCAAACAAUCCGACAAGACCCGACGAUGCGAAGAUUUCAGAAGGUCUGGCCACAACAUGACCAUCAAGACCGGAGACACCCCUCAUCACCAUGACGUGCAGACCUUUGCUGCACUUGCCAGGGCAUACCCUGCCCACUCUGAGCUGCCACAUGUAUGGGCACAAGAUCUGAACGGACCGCUGAUUUUGCGCCAUUUUGCCUUGUCCUUCGGCGCAACGGCAUCAGUUUGGUCUUUCAAUCGCAGCGCCGAUGCCAUGACGUUUCUGGCACGGAGAUUACUGGGGAUUGCCAUUGGUCAUUACGUUGAUGACUUCAUAGCCAUUGAACCGCACAACCUGGCGAUCAGCAGCUUCGCCCAGUUCACGCGGCUAUCCAGGCUACUAGGACUCCGCAUGAAGGAAUCCAAAGCCUUAGAACCCAGCCCCAAGCAGAAGGUCUUGGGAGUUCUCAUGGAAGUACAAGAGGAUGAGAUUAUCCUCAGACCACACCCAACCAGGUGUGCCAAGGUUAUCAUUCUCAUCAAUAAUGCCCUGAAGCACAACCGGCUCACCAAUGACGAGGCCCAACGCCUUGCCGGAAAGUUGGUAUUCCUGACCUCUACGCUUUUCGGCCAAUUGGGCCGGGCGGCUUUGGCCCCAAUUUACGCUCGAGCGCAUGGCCUGUCUGAAUGCGACAAAGCAUGCCAGCUCAACAAUGCGCUCCGGGCGGCUCUGGUGGCGUUACGUACCAUGCUCACCGAGAUCCAGCCAAAAAGAAUCCCUAGAAGAGUGACACAGAAACCAGUCAUCAUUUACACAGAUGCCUACUUCACUCUGAAUGGGGAACAGUUUUCAACGGGUUCAGACAGGCUUCCAACACAGUGGAACAAGUCCAGAUGCUGUCAGUUUGAGAACGGAUGGGGCUACGUAGUCCAUCACAAUGAUCAGACACGAUUUGGUGCUGGACGCGUCCCGGCCAAAGUCAUACGCAGAUUUUGCACCAGAAAAGCCUACAUCUACUUCCUUGAGAUCCUGGCCCAACUAGUGUGCCUCUUGACACUACGGCCACAUCACGAUUUGAUGCUGAUCUCAUUCAUUGACAAUCAACCUGGACGCUACGCUCUGCUCAAGGGAUACUGCAAAGAUCCCAGAAUAUGCCAGAUAGUCUCCCUGACAUGGAGGCUCAUCUCACAGAUGGGAUGGCACCUUCAGCUCGAAUGGGUAUGCUCAGAACACAACAUCAGCGACAAGGUCUCCAGACAUGACUUCAGCGAGAUGCAAAGCAUUGCAGCACACCAAGAUGACCUUGAGUUCUCAGAGCUCUUCGCCAUCCUCCUGCGUGCCGCAGAUGAUGACGAGUACGCCAAUGGCUCUGCUCUGAACGACCUGCUCCAAUUGAAGCUACAUGCAGCUACCUCCUCAUCACUGGCAGUUUGGGGAAUAGCUGGUGCCAGUGCGGUGAAAUAG
This is a messenger RNA of Cladocopium goreaui, 6246 nucleotides long. The record is from the annotation of a GenBank genome assembly. NCBI's taxonomy places the organism in Eukaryota, Dinophyceae, Suessiales, Symbiodiniaceae.